GCAGCUACGACAAGCCAUUGACUUUCAUCUCAUUGCGUCGAUCUGGCCUCGACUUUCUCUUCCAUUCGGAACUUUUGCACUGUCCACAUGUCCUAAUUCCUAAUCCUUCACCCCGUUCUUCUGGCACGAUGCCACUCAUCGACAGUCCCCAGAUCAAAGCCGCGAGCCUCCACAAUCCGCUUCCGAUCGGACUGCACGCUUAUGUCUGGCCGUUCUUGAUCAUCUGGCCCGCGUUCUUUGCGCUGUGGCUCAACGAGGAUUUCUAUGACGAAUAUAUUGAGGCUUCGGAAUGGAGCUUUGUUUGGAUAGGCUCCAUCUUCUCGAUCCAGGCCCUGGUUUGGCUGACCACCAAAUGGGAUGUUAACACCAAGGCCCUCUUCACCUCGACCUCCGCAAAGGAUGUGCGGACUGCCGCCUUGAUCAAGGUCAUCCCGAUAGCGAAUGCUGGGUCGGCUGAGAUAUGUACUCUCAAGAGGGACAGUGUUGGUGGAAAGCAAAAUUUAUCCUUCAUUUUCCAGAAACGUCGUUUCCUCUACCGUACCGAAACGGGCGACUUCGCUCCUCUGUCCUUCGCCGUCGAUUCGGAGCCCAAACCACAACUACAGGUGUUCCAAGAAUGUCAAGGGCUUCGCACCGAGGCGGAUAUCAGGAGAUUGCAAGAGCAUUAUGGAGACAAUACAUUUGAUAUUCCGGUGCCAACGUUCACGGAGCUUUUCCAAGAACACGCCGUUGCGCCGUUCUUCGUCUUCCAAAUCUUCUGCGUCGGACUCUGGAUGCUUGACGAAUACUGGUACUACUCGCUUUUCACCCUGUUCAUGCUGGUGACAUUCGAGAGCACGGUCGUCUGGCAGAGGCAACGUACCCUGAGUGAAUUCCGGGGCAUGAACAUCAAACCCUACAAUCUUUAUGUGUACCGGAAAGGGAAAUGGGCGGAAAUCCAGAGCGACAAGCUGCUACCUGGGGACUUGGUCUCGGCGGGAAGGACAAAAGAAGACAGCGGGGUCGCCUGUGACAUGAUUCUGGUCGAAGGCACCGCCAUUGUCAAUGAAGCCAUGUUGUCCGGGGAGAGCACGCCGAUUCUGAAGGACUCCAUCCAGCUUCGUCCGGGCAACGCUCGCGUAGAACCGGAGGGUUUGGACAAGAACUCAUUUCUUUACGGCGGAACAAAAGUACUCCAGGUCGCCCACGGAACUCAAUCCGACGACGGCACGGAGGCGACUGAGAAGCCGAAAUCCGGGGUUCCUCGCCCUCCAGACAAUGGUGCAAUGGCUGUUGUCGUCAAGACAGGUUUCGAGACCAACCAAGGCGCUCUUGUCCGUACGAUGAUCUUCUCUACCGAACGGGUGUCCGCGAACAACGUCGAAGCCCUGCUAUUCAUUCUCUUCCUCCUCAUGUUUGCCCUUGCCGCUUCAUGGUAUGUCUGGAACGAGGGUGUUGUCAGGGACCGCAAGCGCACCAAGCUUCUACUCGAUUGCGUUUUGAUUAUCACCAGCGUGGUCCCCCCAGAGCUGCCCAUGGAACUGAGUUUGGCGGUCAACACCAGUCUUGCCGCUCUGAGCAAGUAUGCGAUCUUCUGCACCGAGCCGUUCCGCAUCCCAUUCGCUGGUCGUGUUGAUGUCGCUUGCUUCGACAAGACCGGUACGCUUACUGGAGAGGACCUUGUCGUUGAUGGAGUAGCUGGACUCGAAUUAGGCAAGGCAGGAGUGAAGUGCGAAUCGGACGGGGCGCAGACUCGACUUGUUCCAACGAUCGAUGCCGGACCUGAAACCACCCUUGUCCUUGCCACUGCGCAUGCACUGGUGAAGCUCGACGAUGGAGAGAUGGCAGGUGAACCCAUGGAACAGGCCACUCUCGCAUCCCUUGGAUGGUUAUUGGGGAAGAACGACACGCUUUCCAGCAAAGUCAAGACCGCAGCGCAUGGUUCGGGAUAUGCCACGCAUGCAGACACGGCCCAGAUCAAACGGCGAUUCCAGUUCUCAUCUGCUCUUAAGCGACAAAGCUCUGUCGCCACUGUGGUCACGACAAGUCGGAAGACGGGUAAGAGGGCGAAGUCGACAUUUGCGGCUGUGAAGGGUGCCCCAGAAACGAUUCGGGACAUGCUGGUUGACAUCCCUCCCAAGUAUGAGGAGACCUUCAAGUACUUCACUCGAAACGGAGGCCGCGUGUUGGCGCUGGGAUACAAAUACCUGAGCCAGGAUGGCGAGAUCGGCCAGAGCCGGAUCAACCACUUGAAGAGGGAAGAAGUAGAAUGCGAUCUGCAUUUUGCGGGGUUCCUCGUCCUACAAACACCCCUAAAAGACGACGCGGUGAAGUCGAUCCGAAUGUUGAACGAAAGUAGCCACCGCUGCAUCAUGAUUACCGGCGACAACCCCCUUACGGCAGUACAUGUUGCGAAGCAAGUCGAGAUCGUGGAUCGCGACACCUUGAUCCUCGACGCGCCAGAGCAUGACAAUAGCGGCAAAUACCUGGUUUGGCGUAGUACCGACGAUAAGGUCAACAUCCCUGUCGAUCCAACCCUGCCUCUUGACCCGGAGAUCCUGAGGACCAAGGAUCUCUGCGUGACGGGUUACGCGUUGGCGAAGCUCCAGGACCAGAAGGCAUGGCCGCAAAUCCUACGGCAUACCUGGGUCUACGCCCGUGUUUCCCCCAAGCAGAAGGAAGACAUUCUUCUGGGCCUCAAAGACCAAGGGUAUACCACGCUGAUGUGCGGUGACGGUACGAACGAUGUCGGAGCUCUGAAGCAGGCGCACGUUGGCGUGGCGCUGCUGAACGGCACCAAACAGGAUUUGGCGAAGAUUGGCGAUCACUUCCGGAACACCAAGAUGAAGGAAAUCUACGAGAAGCAGGUUACCCUCAUGAAGCGCUUCAACCAACCUGCGCCGCCGGUCCCCGUCCUCAUCGCGCACCUGUAUCCUCCCGGCCCCUUGAAUCCUCAUUAUGAGAAGGCCAUCCUGCGAGAGGCCGCCAAAAAGGAAGGACAGGCGAACGGGGCCAUUGCGGCGCCAGCCGAUACUACUGUGGCCAGGAAUUCAGACGAACCGGAGCAGCCCGCGACGCAAGCCAGCAUGAAAAACAUGGUCGAUCAAUGGCAAAAGACCAUGAUGGAAACCGAACUGGACGAGAACGAACCCCCGACCAUCAAGCUUGGCGACGCGUCCUGUGCAGCCCCGUUCACGAGCAAGCUGUCGAACGUUAUCGCCAUUCCCAACAUCAUUCGACAAGGGCGAUGCACAUUGGUGGCUACGAUUCAGAUGUACAAGAUCCUCGCGCUGAACUGUUUGAUCAGCGCAUACAGUCUAAGCGUGCUGUAUCUGGAUGGCAUCAAGUUCGGGGAUGGUCAGGUGACGAUCAGCGGGAUGAUGAUGAGCGUGUGUUUCCUGUCUAUCUCGAGAGCGAAGUCGGUCGACAAGCUCUCCAAAGAGCGGCCACAGAACAACAUCUUCAACCCAUAUAUCGUUGGCUCUGUCCUUGGGCAAUUUGCGAUCCAUAUCGUGACAUUGAUCUACAUCUCGCAAUAUGUGCAGCGGACCGAACCAAAAGACCUGGAUAUCGACCUUGAGGGCGAAUUCGAGCCGUCCCUCCUCAACAGCGCCAUCUACCUCCUCCAGCUCAUCCAGCAAAUCUCCACCUUCGCCAUCAACUACCAAGGCCGCCCCUUCCGCGAAUCCAUCCGCGAGAACCGUGGCAUGUACUGGGGCAUCAUCCUCGUCGCCGCCGUCGCCUUCUCGUGCGCGACGGAGUUCAUCCCGGAGAUCAACGAGAAGCUGCGGCUGGUCCCGUUCACGAGCGAGUUCAAGCUCGUCAUGACGACCACGAUGGUGGUGGACUACGCGGGGUGCUGGAUCAUCGAGUUCGUGCUCAAGCGGCUGUUCAGCGACUAUCGGCCGAAGGACAUCGCGGUGCGGCGGGCGGAUCAACUGGAGCGGGAGGAGCGGAGGAAUCGGGAGGAGGAGGCGGAGGCGGAGCGGUUGAGGGAGGAGCGGGGAGCGAAAUAAAUAACGUGCCAGAGAUAGAUUUGCAUUCCCGAUCGAUGGGGAGAAGGGUAGAUUGUUACUGCUUAGACUAUCUAAAUUAUCUGUAUUACCACACGCUUGCACAGCAACUGUAUUACAUGGAUUAAAACGAACUGUUGGA
Eremomyces bilateralis CBS 781.70 is the source of this 4134-nucleotide messenger RNA. RefSeq lists its product as uncharacterized. Gene Ontology annotation, biological process: intracellular calcium ion homeostasis. The record is from RefSeq and is a predicted model, not a curated record. The coding region runs from base 129 to 3995 and encodes 1288 amino acids. Lineage: Eukaryota; Fungi; Ascomycota; Dothideomycetes; Eremomycetales; Eremomycetaceae. The transcript is spliced from 3 exons. Gene Ontology annotation, molecular function: P-type ion transporter activity; ATP binding; ATP hydrolysis activity. Gene Ontology annotation, cellular component: endoplasmic reticulum membrane.